Messenger RNA from Manis javanica (Malayan pangolin), 1081 nucleotides. It is a transcript of the gene SPATA3, whose product is annotated as spermatogenesis associated 3. The record is from RefSeq and is a predicted model, not a curated record. NCBI's taxonomy places the organism in Eukaryota, Metazoa, Chordata, Mammalia, Pholidota, Manidae.
AUGAUUCAUCCAUCGGAUAAAAGGAGUGGCAAGAGAGUGGGACGGGACGUGGAGCCUGGGGCCCAGCACUCCAGGGCCCAGUGGGACAGGAAGGCCGAACCGCAGCAGCAGGACCCGGUCCAGUCCAUCGAGGGCCACGGCCAGGUGCUGCCGCUUGGAGGGCUCUGGAAGCAAGAUGAGUGCAGCCUGGCCCUGCAGAACAGUCUGGAGCCAGAUGGGACGGAUCAGCCCGCCAGGCCCUCUACCACUGGAGCCACAAGUGAUCACGGCACCUCCAGCAACAGGCGGCCUACCAAGCGCUCCGCGGACAGUUCGUCCAACUGCGCCGACUGCCCGGCCGCCAAGUGCAGGCGCUCCGCCCAGAAGCGGCCGCACCACAGACACGAGGCUGCUGGGGUUCCGGCCGGGACCCCCGACUCUGGGCCGGCAGAGAACCAAGCGUCGGGCAACUCGGACCCGUGGCAGCCGGCGGCGGCGUCCGAGAGGAGCGCGCGGCUGCUCCUGGUGCUGUGCCGCGCGUCUGCGCUGUGCUUGCAGCUGCCCCCGCAGCAAGUGUGCGCCCGGGUCGUGGUGCAGCCGCGGAGCAUCGAGGAGGCGGAGGCGCGCCGCCGCAAGGAAACCCGCACAGCACCCGCCGUGGAGGUGCACAGGGGCGUGCUCUGCCCCAGCCGCCCUGAGGGCACCCUGGACUUGCAGCGCGCCGCCGGCGGCAGAGCACACGAGGCCCCAGAGCCAGGCUGCGCCUCCCCGGUGGGUCGCGAGACACAGACCGAUGGGUCUCUAACUCGCGCAGGCCUGCACAUCUGCUCCUGUUCCACUUGGCCCAGCAGCUUUACUUGCUGGCAUUGCCUGGGUCUGUGCCACACCCGCAUCUUCGAUGUCCUCCUUCCUCGGGCCUGGCCGGCCAUGCCGGGGAGAGGACCCCCAAACCUCCUCACCUUCUACAGAAAACCUACAAGAAAACACUCCAGUCAUCACAAUUCUCAUGCUCCAAGCCCUGGGGACUGUUGCUGUGGCUCUAGGGGCCCUGGGAGCUGCCUACUUCACCACUGAAUCCGUGUGAACAAACCCCCAUGUCCAU